CGUAGUUUAACGUAGGUUUUCAUUAUGUCAAUGCAAGACAGUUGUAAAAUUUAGUAAAUUAAACUGUAAUUACGUGUAGCAAAUAGCGCAAAAUGAGUGAUAAUAAUUUGUAAAUAGCCCCUAGUCUUAAGAAAACGUCGAACCGGCCCGACGUCAGUGCAAAAUCGUGUCAUAGCCGUCUCGUAGUUGCGUAGGCUGGGCGAUGACAUUGGCGAUCAAAGUAAUAACAUUUCCGUGCGAAUUUCCCGUGAAUGUGGAGUGUACUAACGAAGAUUUUCACGAAAAACUCUAACAACGACGGUGGCGGAGACCUAACGGUCGCCGACGGCGGCACAGGACACCCCCAAGACAUGGAUGACACCAAACAGGCCAAGCAGCGGGCGUCCGUGAAAUGGCUCCUUUCGAAGGCGUUCAACAACAAAGUGCCCGAGAAUCUAAGGGAGCCCUUUUACAAGGAUCACGAGAACCAGGAACAUCUGAAGCCGCAGAUCGUGAGGGCGCUCGCUAACGCCGAAAUCUACUGCAUGGCGUUGGGCAACAUCUACUCGGACCCGAAUUACCACAAUUUGAACCAUUGGUCCAUCCUGCAGACGCUGGCUAGGAAAGGGGUGUACGUGUCGGAACCGUCCGAUGCUCAGCUGACCGAGACCACUCUCAUACAGACGAACCCGCUGCGAAUGAGCGCUCACAUGGCCGUCAUCGAGUCUAUUAUGGUGCUGUACGCAAGGGAAGUGGUGAGUUCGGACAGGGUGUUAGCUGCUGUUCAACGUUUCCAUCACGGAAAACAACCAGCGCCACCUCUACCGGAAAACCACGAACAGGGACUGUUCUUGUGGAUGUCGCAUGCCGGUGAAGCCCUCAGGAAAAGGAUAGAACAGGAGGAUAGCGGUGUCAGCAACGGAGAAGGAUCGGGUGACCGACUGAAACCUCCCGAUCUCGGCCCAAUCAACGAACUGAAAGAUCUCGUGGAUGGCGUUGCGUUAGCGGCUCUCAUAUCCUAUUACUGCCCCGACGAACUGCCAUGGACGGAUCUGAAGAUCUCUUACGUGCCGAACGUGCAAGACAGCCUGCACAAUUUGACCCUGGUUCAGGACUUCUGCAACAGGUGUCUGCCGGUAUCCAUCUUUCAUAUCCAACCCGAAGACGUCACAUACAUGCGAGAUUCAAUGAAACAGAAUCUGGUCGUGUUCCUCGCUGAUCUCUUCAACGUGAUAGAAAUUCAUCCUGCCAAAUGCGUCAGAUAUCCAGGAAUGGAUAAAUUUAACGAGGGUUUCCCCCCACGCAAUGAGCACGGGGUGGCGCAUAAGCGAAACCUACUGCAGACGGUGAUGACACCCAUCCCGGAUCUGCGCAGCGGACUCGAUGAUCCCGCUGCAUCCGCCGCCUUCCAAGUGACGAGAUCGACGCCAACCCACGUGCCACUCCGUAAAACCAAUUCUCUGCAGCAGAGCAUGUCCGAGAUGAGCGAGGACAGCUUACGAAGGGGAUCCGAAGACUCGUUCGUCGUGCAUCGGGGCAAGAACAUUCCCACACUGAGGUCGGUGGUCCAUGACGAGCCCCUGAUCCCCGGCCGACUGAAAGUCAACAAGGAGAAGCAGAACAACGACAGCAAAGCCGACGAACGGGGCGAGAUUGCGGCCGGAAGGCCGAGCAACUGGGAGGAGAACCGCAAGAGUACGUUUGCGGGAAGGAGGUCCCGGAGGAACUCGACGAGCGACGACUCGCAGUUGACCAUCGAGAACUUCGGGGGUAGUCAGGAUAAUUUAAAUUUUAUCGGGAGGAAUCCGGAUAAAGAGAUGGGCGUGCACGUGGGUCGAAAAAUCUCCGCCCCCUCAUUCCCCACCGAAAAUCCCGCCGUGCGCUCGUCGAUCCAGGACGCGCGGGGUUCCAUUCAACUAGGUUACGACAAUGGCUGUGAAAAAAACGACGACGAAACGGAAAAAUUUAAGCUGAAGAGGCAACUGAGCAGCGACGACAUCUCCUUACGCAACAUCCUUUCCAACAAGGAGAACAUAAUGAAGGACGUCGUCGACGCCGAACUCUCGAAUCGGAUGAGCUUCGCCGAACUGAACAAAAAGGCCGGCGACCACCGCGCCAUCCAGCUGGUGUACAUGCAGCACGAGAAGGAGGAAUACAAGAAGCCGCCAAGCACGAACGGCAACCCGGAGAAGAAGACUUCGUUCGCCGCCCUGCCGAACACCACCACGUGGCAACAGCAGAGCAGCAACGUCCAGCAGGUCGGGGAGACGAACGGCGGCCCGGAGACGGGCUCCGGGACGGCGGUAAACGCGGCGCAGCUGAACGACGUCCGGCUCAAGCUGGAGGAAAAGAGGAGGCUGAUCGAGAGCGAGAAGCGGAGGAUGGAGCUGGCGAUGAGCAAGCAGAGGCAGAAGGUGGGGAAGGCGGCUUUCCUCCAGGCCGUGGCCAGGGGAAGAGGUAAUUUGCUAAAAACACCGACUGACGCUGAGUCUAAUUCAAACUCAGCGACGGGCUCUGAAUCUCAAAGCCCUUCCUCAGAAACUGCCCCCACAAAACCUCAGAGGCCGUUUACGUUACAGGAAAUCAACGACGAUACCUCUGCCGUCGAACGAAAGUGGUUGGACGAAAGUCAGCCAUUCAUCGAAACUCGAAGGACGCCUGAUCUUGAUAACAUGGAUUUGGAACAGUAUCAGCAAUCCAUAGCUCAAAUGAAUUCUAGUCUCAGCGAUAUCCAAACCGACAUUCAAAGACUGGCCUCCCAACAAAAUCAGAUGCAAGCUGUUCAGCAACAAAGCAUUAUCGCCCAACAGCAGAAACAGAUACAGCAGCUGCAGCAACAGCAACACCAGUAUCAGAGCAUGCAGCAGCAACAGCAACAGCAGCACUACGUCCAACAACAGCCGAUAUACAGUCCACAAAUUUACCAACAACAACCUCAGCCAAUGUACGCUCCAGGUCUCCAAACAUCGGCCAGUGCUCCGCAUAUACCUCAAUCGUUAUAUCAACAAUCCAGGGUUCUUGAACAACCUCAGUUCUUCUUGCACGACCAGAACCCGCCAAUGACGCCUCCCGUGGUCACCCAGAGGAGAACGUGGGCUCAACAGCCGCCACCGUCCGUCGGGCAGGACGUAUACCAGCCCGAAUUACGGACUUGGAAUAAAAUGGGAGGGAGUGGGGGUGGUUUUGUUCUUCAUGACACUCCUGCCGAAAGGUACGACCCCAAGUACCAGCAGCCCGAAUACCGCUUCGUCGACAACAGCAAAUACCAAAACGGAGGUGACGAGCACAAUCUGCAUCACUCGAGUAGUUUUACGUUAAGUCAGCAACACCAUCAACAUCAGCCUCAGGUGUACGGAACCUCCCACAGCACGCCAUCCGCCUCCCCCCAACAUCGAAACAUCCAUCGGCAAAUAUCGCAGCUGAUGGACGAGAGUAAACGAACCCCCGUUAGCCUCCAGCAGAUGGAUCGCGAGUCCCCGCUGAGGAAAACCAGCAGCGUAACGCAUGCGCCCAUUCCGGCACCGUCGGCCGACGAUAUGGAACCCCAGAAUAUCUCGUUCAUCGGGAAUGCGGAAGAUCAGCAGCUCAGCGAAGGCCUUAGUAGUUUCUUCUUGUCAUGUUGCAGGUUAAACAUAACGUCCGGCAGCAGAACGUACAGAAUCCCCUCCCCAACGAGGCCCCUCAUCACCAGAAACUCCUUCCAACCGUCUCCACCUCCUGAAAAGGAAGCACCAAUAGCAGAAAUUAGCAGCUUGGACAAUGAUCCGACCAAUCAGAAAGGUUUCUAUAUUCAGUUCGACGACGAUCAGCCGAAGAGGCCGAAGCCUCCUUUGCGGACGAAACGGGGUUCGCCGAAGAAAGAAAGGAGUUACGUCGAGACGACGGAAGACCACGAACAGGAGAUGAGGGCGGAGAAGAAAAAACUGCUCGAGAGGGAACUGGAGGACGAGAGAGUGAAAAAAGAGGACGAGGACAAAAGGAGGCAGAUGCUGGUCGAACAGGAGAGAGAGAAGUUGCGAGCCAAACGUGAAGCUAGUCAAGAAAGUCAAAAGGUGGCGUCGGCGUCGGCGCUUAUUAUCGAUAACGAAAGCGGCAAUCCGGAUCCGGAUGCGGCGGAACGUAUGAAAAAACGAAUUCUGCUGGCCUCUUUGCAACGAAAGCAGGAACAAGAAGAAGCCAAGGCGCGAAAAGAACAAGAGGCGCAGGCGCGGCGCGAACGCGAAAAGGCCAAAGAAGAAGAGAAAAUCCGCAAAAAAGAAGAACAAGCAGCUCGAAGGGUCGCCAUUUUAGAGCAAUAUAAACUGAAAAAGGCGAUGGAAGAGGCGGAAAGGGAGGGUAAGGUAUUCGACAAGAGUGAGAUGAUGGGCACCUUGAAGCCCACGCCCAAGAUGAGGCCGAAGGCCGCAUCGAGACCUAGACCCAAAACAAUUCACAUCGACAGCGGGUCAGUUGAAAUGGCCGAAGGGAUGAUGCAACCGAGCCGAGGGAAGAAGGGUUCUACCUCAAAUCUCACAGCUAACUCUACGAUGAAGCGUGAUUAUUAUCGCGGCUCGCAAGACAGUCUGGCUGAUCGGAGCAUGAGCAGUGGCAUGCUUUACAGAGAUUCCCCCGACGACAGCAGGGGAGUCUCUCCCUGUCAUAACGCGAACCAAACCCUAGGCCGACGGAGCUCCUACAAGACAAGCAGAGACCCCUCACCUGCCCAGGUCCGUGGCAGACCUAAGUAUUCCAAUUAUCAAAACUUUAAAGGGCGCAAGUCUAGCUCUCUGAUGAACUUGUACGGUUCUAGCACGGACCAAGACAGUUUGGCGUACCGUUACGGCGACACCGAUUCCGGGUUGGGCAGGGCGACGCCGCCACGUCGUGCCCCGUCGCCCGGAAUGGGGAGCAUGCGGCAUUUGACGUCGCCGUCGGGACCGGGGAGCCUACCCGGACUGAUGACCAAAGGAAGGAGGAUAUUCGACGACGGAUCCAGUGAUAUUAGUUCGACGCCUAGCAGUAUGAUGGAUUACACAGGUCCACGGCUGUACAAGCAACCGGCGACGAAGUCGAACCGCGGCAUCAUGCUGAACGCGGUCGAGUACUGCGUCUUCCCCGGCGUGGUGAACCGCGAGGCGAAGAAACGUGUCCUUGAAGAAAUCAACAGGUCGGAAAGCAAACACUUCUUGAUAUUGUUCAGGGACGCCGGUUGUCAGUUUAGAGCUCUCUACUCGUAUUGCCCGGAUCGUGAAGACGUGACCAAGUUGUACGGAACGGGGCCCAAGCAGGUCAACGACAGAAUGUUCGACAAAUUCUUCAAGUACAACUCAGGAGGCAAAUGCUUUUCUCAAGUCCACACGAAACAUUUAACGGUGACCAUAGAUGCUUUCACGAUUCAUAACUCGCUUUGGCAAGGUAAAAAGGUUAAUUUACCUAAUAAGAAAGACAUGCCACUUGUCAUUUAAGUCUAGUUCGUUGUUAAUUAGUCAUCUAAUCUUUAUUAAUUUUUUUUUUUAUUUUUUGUUAACGCUUUAUUAAAUGUUAUUUUUUUAAUGUCGGUUAGCUGCAACCCCAGGAGUUUAUUUUUAGUUUCACGGUCGGUAGUUUACAUGCCACCGAUGCAAUGUCUGAGAUAUUAGGUGAACCACCUUUUUACCAACAGUAUGUAUUAUUUUCUGUAUUCUUUUAAGUAUUAUGUGCCUUUUUUUAUAUACAGUGUUGAAUGUAAUACCGCCUUUGAUGUAAUUUUGUUUUUCGAAUUGUCGGCUUUUUCUGUGCCAAUUUGUUGAAACGAUGUACUUUUGACCGCUUUCAUUUCGUUCUCCUUGAAAGUACAUGAGUCCAUGAAGCAACAAUAAGAAAUCUUAUUAGUGUCAUUCCAAUUGUAUUUAUAUUUAAAUAGAUUAGAUGAAAAAAAAACGCAGGGCUGUUUUCGGUGGAUCAACGUCGAUUUCUGGACGAUCGUUAGUUUGGAAAUUUCAAAAAACAUAUUUUAAUAGUGGAUCGGCGGAAAUCAAUGUUGGAUGCUACCCGGUUUUUUAAGUCACUAAAAAAACGUUUGCUUGAAAUAUAUUUGUAAAUUGUUUGUAUGGAAAACACUAGCCUUAUAGUGCUUAGUUUUCUUUUUCGUAUGUCGUUUGACUAUCGAUUAAAUCGAUCGCAAUUUUCAUUCAUACUUUUCCUAUUGUGAAUAUUUCAAUGUAUUCUUUCGCCCAGUCAACGUGUUGGAACGUUCUAUAAAAAAAAAGUGGAACCUUUUUUUACCUAAUUGCCUAUAAUAUCGCAUUAUGUUAUGUAAUAUGAUGUUAACACUAAUUUUCUUUUUCUGUACAUAUUCUGUUUUUAUAAUAUACAAAUAUUUAUUAAUUUACACUUAUACGAGUAAAACACUCAAAUGUCAAAAAUAAAAUUGUAAUAACCCA
Zophobas morio is the source of this 6380-nucleotide messenger RNA. RefSeq names its product patronin (gene Patronin). The coding region runs from base 252 to 5423 and encodes 1723 amino acids. The transcript is spliced from 23 exons. Gene Ontology annotation, cellular component: microtubule minus-end. NCBI's taxonomy places the organism in Eukaryota, Metazoa, Arthropoda, Insecta, Coleoptera, Tenebrionidae. Gene Ontology annotation, biological process: neuron projection development; negative regulation of microtubule depolymerization; cytoplasmic microtubule organization. Gene Ontology annotation, molecular function: calmodulin binding; spectrin binding; microtubule minus-end binding. The record is from RefSeq and is a predicted model, not a curated record.